This is a messenger RNA of Metschnikowia bicuspidata var. bicuspidata NRRL YB-4993, 741 nucleotides long. RefSeq lists its product as uncharacterized. The transcript is spliced from 2 exons. The record is from RefSeq and is a predicted model, not a curated record. Bases 1 to 741 code for a protein of 246 amino acids. NCBI's taxonomy places the organism in Eukaryota, Fungi, Ascomycota, Pichiomycetes, Serinales, Metschnikowiaceae.
AUGUUCAAAGCGAGAUCCCGGCCAGGGUUCCACUAUACCAACUUCACAAAACAGGCUGUUCAAGGCUCCACAUCUAAGAAAAGACAAAAAGUCCCAAGAGUCAGAUACUUGUUUGCCGUGGUAUUGCUCUCCUAUGGAUGCCUCUAUUUUGUGACCAGUAAGAUGACCAAGAAGGCACCCCGGACCUCAUUUACCGAGCGUGAGUUCGAGCAGUAUGAGAAGGAUUCGGGCUUGAAAAGACGGCUGAAGUUGGUGCCUGUCGAAAAAAAUAACCAGUAUACAUUUUACGCUGUGCCAUUUGCACACGACCAGAGUAAGAUCUUGGAGCUUUUGCAGACGGUGGUUCCUGAGGGAAAGCAGAUGAAGGUGAUUCACCCACAGCUGUUGAUUCAGAAGGAAAUGGAGGAACAAGGAAAGUACUCGUAUUUGCUCGAGGAUUUGAAGGCCCAAGGCAGAUCGCUACCCAGGGGCUUGGUUACUGCGUUGGUUAAGCAGGAAGUACAGUUGUUCAUGAACACGACCGGUGGCCAGUACGACACCACCAUUGUUUUGAUGAACUAUCCGCAAACCACGGAAGAGGCCAUCAAGUUUGAAAACGAUGUUGCCGACGUCCAUUCAUGUGUUGUGGCAUCUGGCGAUUUCGAUGAAAAUCUCGCGGCCGACAUGAGCGUCGAUAGUGUUAGACAGAUCAACAAUGUCGUGGGCUACUUCGACAUUGUUGAUAAGGUGAAGAAGAUUUAG